This is a messenger RNA of Drosophila innubila, 1296 nucleotides long. It is a transcript of the gene U2af38, whose product is annotated as splicing factor U2af 38 kDa subunit. Bases 177 to 1031 code for a protein of 284 amino acids. Gene Ontology annotation, cellular component: U2AF complex; spliceosomal complex. Lineage: Eukaryota; Metazoa; Arthropoda; Insecta; Diptera; Drosophilidae. Gene Ontology annotation, molecular function: pre-mRNA 3'-splice site binding; metal ion binding. The transcript has 2 exons. Gene Ontology annotation, biological process: mRNA splicing, via spliceosome. The record is from RefSeq and is a predicted model, not a curated record.
UUUUCACCUGGCAACGUUGUCGCAAAAUACGACAGACGCUGUUUUUUGCGUGCGCCUGAAAAAUUGUUGUUAAAAAUUUGUCAAAAUAUAGAGAAACGACGUGUAACAAGCUUGUUGCGAACGGCCCAAAUAGAAGAUAAUUGUGAAACAAAGCAGUUCAUUACAGGUGCAGCGUAAUGGCCGAGUAUUUGGCAUCAAUUUUUGGCACGGAAAAGGACAAAGUCAACUGCUCGUUUUACUUUAAAAUUGGAGCUUGCCGGCAUGGAGAUCGCUGCUCCCGCAUACACAAUAAACCGACAUUUUCGCAAACGGUGCUGCUGCAGAAUCUGUACGUUAAUCCGCAGAAUUCAGCCAAAUCGGCGGAUGGUUCACAUUUGGUGGCAAAUGUCUCCGAUGAGGAGAUGCAGGAGCAUUAUGACAAUUUCUUCGAAGAUGUCUUUGUUGAGUGCGAGGACAAGUAUGGAGAGAUUGAAGAGAUGAACGUUUGCGACAAUUUGGGCGAUCAUUUAGUCGGCAAUGUGUACAUCAAAUUCCGCAAUGAGGCCGACGCAGAGAAGGCGGCGAAUGAUUUAAACAAUCGCUGGUUUGGCGGCCGACCUGUCUACUCGGAGUUAUCGCCGGUCACCGAUUUCCGUGAGGCCUGCUGCAGACAAUACGAGAUGGGUGAAUGCACACGGUCGGGCUUCUGCAAUUUCAUGCACUUGAAGCCCAUAUCACGCGAGCUGAGGAGGUAUUUAUACUCACGCCGUCGUCGCAAUCGUUCCCGCUCCCGAUCCGGCGGACCACGACGUCGUUCUCGCAGUCGCUCCCGCUCGCCCCGCCGUCGACGUGAGGAUCGUGGCAUUGGAGGAGGCACGGAUCGGGGUGAGCGGGGCAUUGUUGGUGGAACUGAUCGCGGCGGUGAGCGUGGCAUUGGUGGUGGCACGGACCGAGGGGAUCGUAAUGAUCGUGACGGCAAUGAUCGUGAUCGACGUAAAGGCGGUGGCGGUGGAGGAGGAGGAGGCGGCGGCGGCGGCGGAGGACGAUAUUAGUUAAUGGUCCACAAUUUGGACUCCGGACUAUGGAACUACAUUGGUGGCAAUGAGAAACGGACAAUGAACGCCAAGAAUCGUGUAUUUCUCAGCUCUUCAGUCUCCUUUUUUUGUUUUUUUUAUAUGAUUUAGAAAGGGGUGUCCACCACAUAAAUAUGUAUGUACAAACCACCCAAAUACGCUAUGUGAGUUACUUUAUCGAACGCCCAUUAGAAUUGUAAUUACUUAUACACACAUUCGUAAUAAUAAAAUUGAGUAAUAAUUA